This is a messenger RNA of Pneumocystis carinii B80, 1947 nucleotides long. RefSeq lists its product as hypothetical. Lineage: Eukaryota; Fungi; Ascomycota; Pneumocystomycetes; Pneumocystales; Pneumocystaceae. The coding region runs from base 1 to 1947 and encodes 648 amino acids. Gene Ontology annotation, molecular function: ATP binding; protein serine/threonine kinase activity. Gene Ontology annotation, cellular component: cytoplasm; plasma membrane; nucleus. The transcript is spliced from 6 exons. Gene Ontology annotation, biological process: protein phosphorylation. The record is from RefSeq and is a predicted model, not a curated record.
AUGCAAAAAGAAAGUAUGGAAAUAGAGAAGACUACAAAUAUUAAACAAAAGCCUCAAAGAAACGUAUUAAGGUCUAUAUUUGUUCAUAAGAGGAUCAGAGGUCAGGAGGAUUCUUUGGGAGGGAGUUUGGGGCAUUCUAAAAUCCCACAAAAGCUAAAAUGCUUUUUUAAAUUUAAUCAUAAUAGCCGUAAUGCAAGCUGCAGUAUAUCAGACAAGAGUACGGACCAUAAUGUUGUUAUUAUUGAGAAGAAUCAUAAGAGAGAUGGAAAAUUUGGGGAAUAUGGACGUCUUUCUGAACGCAAAAAUGCAUAUACAAAAGAUAAGAAAGUUCUUUGUUUAUCGGUGAAACGGGAUGGUACGAUGAAAAAUACAUUAUCAAAAUCAUAUUUUAUUAAAGACGAAAAUAUGGUUCAAUUUUUUCAAAAAAUGAAUCCGAUGUCAUAUGGAAGAUUUGGGUUUCGUAAGUUAAGGACCCAAAAAUCGAAGACAUUUCCCCCGGAAAUAUCAGUAAAACUGGAAAAAAAAGAUACUACAAAGAGUUUUUCUCAUAUUAAUCGAAAAUCGUCUGGUUGUGACAUUCAUGCUGUAGAUUCAAGUGAUAAGUCAUUAAAAAAACAUUAUUUGAACGUUCCGAGUCCGGGAAAGCUGAAAAAACAAAAUAAUUUUCUAAGAACAUACUCAAGUAAUUCUAUCAAAAUUUGUAGUGUGGAAGUAGGGCCAUCUAGUUUUGAUAAGAUUAAGUUACUUGGGAAAGGGGAUGUUGGAAAAGUAUAUCUUGUUCGAGAAAGGAAAACGAGAAAGUUAUAUGCAAUGAAAGUUUUAAAUAAAAAAGAGAUGAUUAAAAGGAAUAAAAUUAAACGUGUGCUUACUGAGCAAGAAAUUUUAGCAACUAGUAAUCAUCCUUUCAUUGUUACGCUUUACCAUUCUUUUCAGUCUGAUAAGAAUCUUUAUUUCUGCAUGGAAUACUGUAUGGGUGGAGAAUUUUUUAGAGCAUUACAAAUGCGUCCAGGAAAAUGCUUAUCAGAGGAUGCAUCUAGGUUUUAUGCAGCAGAGGUAACUGCUGCUUUGGAAUAUUUGCAUUUGAUGGGGUUUAUUUAUCGAGAUUUAAAACCUGAAAAUAUUCUUUUGCAUCACUCAGGGCAUAUUAUGUUGUCUGAUUUUGAUCUUUCUAAGCAAUCUGCCCCAGGAGGUGCUCCUACUAUGAUUGUAUCAAAAGGCGUCUCUGGUUCAUUCCCUGCAAUUGAUACAAGGUCUUGUAUUGCAAAUUUUCGAACUAAUUCAUUUGUUGGAACAGAGGAAUAUAUUGCUCCUGAAGUUAUUAAGGGAUGUGGGCAUACAAGUGCUGUAGAUUGGUGGACAUUAGGAAUUUUAACAUUUGAGAUGCUUUUUGGAGUUACGCCUUUUAAAGGAAAAAAUAGAAAUAUUACUUUUACAAAUAUUCUAAAAAAUGAUGUUGUAUUUCCAGAGACUAAUUAUCAACAAAUUUCAAGUUCAUGCAAAUCUUUUAUUCGGAAACUUCUGACUAAAGACGAAAAUCGUCGUCUUGGAUCUAGGGCAGGUGCUUCAGAUAUAAAGCUUCAUCCUUUUUUCCGAAAUACCCAAUGGGCAUUAUUACGUCAUACAUGUCCUCCUAUAAUACCUGUACUUUCGAAAAAUUUUGAAACUCAAAAUCUUCGAGAUCUUAAAGAGAGUUUAAGUAUUGAUAUAGAUUCUUCUCAAAAUAUUAAAGCAACUUCUACUAUUGAGUUUCCCUUAGAGACAUGGUUACCUUCUAAUUCUGGUGCAUCUACUGACCCUUUCGAUUCUUUUAGUUCAAGUAUGAUUUCCUUAAAUUUAUUAAAAUCUAAUUCUUUAGUGACAUUAAUUCAUGAGGGCGAAUCUAAUGAUUCCAUUUUUGAUUAUUCUAAUGAAACUUUAAAUAAAAAGGAGGAAAGCUCUGCUUGUUAA